Molecule: messenger RNA, 1976 nt
Organism: Talaromyces stipitatus ATCC 10500
Lineage: Eukaryota; Fungi; Ascomycota; Eurotiomycetes; Eurotiales; Trichocomaceae
Product: benzoate 4-monooxygenase cytochrome P450, putative
Exons: 6
Coding region: 91-1635 (514 amino acids)
Molecular function (GO): iron ion binding; heme binding; oxidoreductase activity, acting on paired donors, with incorporation or reduction of molecular oxygen
Source: RefSeq, a predicted model, not a curated record
AACAUCUAAACUUGUUCUCAAUAUAUUCUGUGCGUGUGAAUUGGCUAGCAAACAAAAAAAGAAACGAAGAAAAUUCGAAUUUGAACAACCAUGGCUUACGGUUCUCAACUUACUUUGCUUUCGGGCGGCCAGUCCAUAAUCAUUCUCCUUAUCGUCAGCUUUUUAGCGUGGCGUUUUCGGGUCUGGUUCCGGCUGCGCCACAUUCCUGGGCCGUUGGGGGCCAGUUUGACUAACUUUGUUCGGAUGUCAUGGGUCUUCACAAAGAAAGCCCAUCUAAUUCAUCAGGAACUACACCAGAAAUAUGGCGAUGUGGUUCGAUUUGGCCCUAACAUGGUCUCUAUUAGUGACCCAGCCUCUAUCCAUAUAAUUUAUCCCAUGAGAAAGGGACUUGUAAAGAAUGACUUCUAUGUUCCAUUACGGCCCUACACCAGGAAUAGAGGCGCCAUUCCAAAUGUCUUUACGGCAUUGGAUGAGGAUCUGCAUAUGAAGCUCAAGUAUCCUGUGGCAUCUCUCUUCUCACUCUCAAACGUAUCGAAAUUUGAGGUACUCGUUGAUGAAGUCCUUUCCGUGAUAGACGAACAGCUAGAUCGUCGAUUCGCCAGUCAUGGCGAGAUAUUUGACUUGACUGAAUGGCUGCAAUUUUUUGCUUUUGAUGUUAUGGGAACAAUGACUUUUUCAAAACGAUACGGCUUCUUAGAAGAAGGAAAGGACGUUGGUGGGAUGCUGAAUGCCAUUGGUCAAUUCAUGAAGCAAGCUGCUCCGGUGAUGCAAAACCCGUGGUUGGAUAGGGUGUUAUAUAAGAACCGGAUUGCCGAUUCCCUCAAACGAACUCCAGGGAGCGAUAUCAUGAAGUUUGUCGUUGCGGCUAUCAACGAGCGACAGAAGUCGGCCAGUGAGGACGAGGACUUCACUAAGGCACGAAAGGGAAAGAACGAUUUCUUGGACGAAUACAUCAUAACACAGAAAAAAGAUUCAAACAUACCUCCUUGGUUCGUCACCGCCUGGACCAUCUCAAACGUCCUAGCUGGCUCGGACUCUGUUGGGACAGUCAUGAAGACUACCAUGUACAAUCUUCUGACAAAUCCUCGGACUCUCGAAAAAUUGCAUGCCGAGCUCGUCGCCGCUAACGUCUCACGUCCCCGUCCACGUUGGAGUGAGGUUCAUAACCUGCCGUACCUAGAUGCCGUUGUACAGGAAGCUCUCCGAGUCCACCCUCCCUUCGCGCUGCCAUUUGAACGAAUUGUCCCAGAAGGGGGGUUGCACAUUUCUGGUCAAUAUAUUCCAGCGAAUACAGUUAUUGGAGCAAGUCCAUACGUUGUAAAUCGCCAUAAACCCACAUAUGGUGAUGAUGCCGAACUCUGGCGGCCAGAGAGGUGGUUGGAGGGCGGUCCAGAGGUGCGAAAGAAACGGGACGACGGCUUACUUACUUUUGGGGCAGGACGGCGGAUAUGUCUGGGUAAACAUAUUGGAAUUUUUGAGGUCAAGAAACUCAUACCGUUCCUCGUCUUGAAUUACGAUAUAAGUAUCGUCAAACCCGAAACCUUCUUGGCUGAAAAUGAAUGGUUCUUUCGACAGUCCAAUCUUCUUGCUCAAAUUCGGAGAAGACCCCUCGAGUCGGUCGAACCCAACGUUUAAAGUUUAAUAGCACAUACGUUGAACAGUGACAACGGGGGAUAAGCGCCUAUAUAAAUAGUUGUCUCGACACGAGUUUGAACAGCAGCAAUCCUGUCUAUAUGGAAUGCCGCUAACCAAUUUCCAAACAACUCUUUUAUUACUACAUAACUUCUCCAAUCUAUUGCGGUCCAUUGAGGCAGUAGGUGAGGUCCCUUGACAGAAUUCUUGUCGCCGAUUCAAAGGUUGGAUACCCGUCAGUUCACAAAUUCAAUGUUACCAUCCCAUAACAAGGACAACCCCAGCAUCAUUAUAUAGAAUGAAGAUUUAGCUCUCGAAUGCCAUUAAUAUGUAUUCUGUUUUCA